Messenger RNA from Lontra canadensis (Northern American river otter), 2154 nucleotides. RefSeq names its product PWWP domain-containing DNA repair factor 3B-like. The transcript has a single exon. The coding region runs from base 95 to 2116 and encodes 673 amino acids. The record is from RefSeq and is a predicted model, not a curated record. Lineage: Eukaryota; Metazoa; Chordata; Mammalia; Carnivora; Mustelidae.
CAUUGUUUUAGGGAAGACCUGCCGUGCCUGUGGGUGUGAUGGCCAGACCUCUCGACCUCUGUUAAUUACCUCUUGAGAGGAAUCUCAAAUCAUAAUGGAUGCUGAGUAUGUCCUAUGCAAUUGGAAAGGCCACGUUUGGCCAGCAAAGGUUUUGUCCAGAGCUAGGACCUCACCAAGACAUAAGAGGAAAGGGGCACUUUUUCUCGAAGUUGAAAUACUCUCGGUAGACGAAAAAAUUAAAGUGAAAACCACAGACACAAAGAUCCUAAAUGAGUCUCAAACUGAAUACGUUGCCUCCUUGCUGAUAGCCGAGUCGAAGGCCAGUGUCCCACCAGGACAGGAAGUGCCCUACAGAAACGCUCUUGCAGUGGCCCUACAGAUUCUGAAUGAGAGAGCGAAUUUGGGUCCAGCAAGAGCAUCAGAUGAUCCAGAGACCACAAAGGGGACCACAAAGGCGUCCCAAAGGGGGCCACAAAAGCGAUCUCGUAAAAAGUUCCGGAAGCCCAAAGGCAGCUUACUGAGGCGUCUUAGGAGAAGCAAAAAACUCAAAUCGUUGCUGGUAUGCUCACAGACUGAGGACGCCCCAGGCGGUGGCCAACCACAGGCACACAGAACCGUCAUGCCUAUUCCCAGGAAAACGCGAGCGGAGCCCUCACAAAGCUCCAGCACGUACCCAAACUUCCCAUCACGUGCAGAAGAUGAUUAUGAGAAAGAGGGCAAGGAAAAGAGGCACACCUUGAGAGUCAGGGCCCUGCAUCGCCCUGUCAAGGAGGAGGGUACAGGUGCUAAAGAUGGAGGCACCCUUCCAUCUCCGCCACCAGGUUUCAACCUCGCUGUACCCAAGGCUCUGAAAGAAGAGGCCCAUGACACCUACCUAAAGACCCUGGCCGUCUCCUCCGAAUGCUCUGCCCUCUCCGGGAAUGUUGAGGACCACAGAGAGGGUCCCCAGAAGCCAGGCUUGGAAGGUGCGGCGGCAUCCUCCGGUGCCCCUCCCCCGAGGCUGCGUUAUUCACUCCGUCUCGCAAAUAAAAAAAGGAAGCUGCAGGUACUAGAGUUUGAGAAAGGGCUGCAAGAACUUCAGCCUUCAGUCAGCUCGAAGGCCGUUAACCCCACCACUGCUGUUAGAAAGGAUGUCGGCAAGGAAAUGGGGCAACCGAUAAGCAUGGCUUUUCCACAAGAGCCUUGUCCCAUUGAAGGAGGAAUGAUGGUCUGGUUUAAAUUUCAGAAUCACCCAUUUUGGCCAGCAGUGGUAAAGAGUGUCAGCCAAACAGAGCAGACUGCAAGGGUGCUUUUGAUUGAGGCAAACAUGCCCUGUGACACGAGUGGCAUUCAAGUUCCUCUUCGAAGAUUAAAACAUCUGGACUGUAAGGAGAAGGAAAAACUAAUGAAGAGAGCCGGGAAAGUGUACGAGCAAAGUGUGAACUGGUGUUUCUCCCUGAUUUCCCACUACAGAGAAGGGCUCGGUCGUGGGUCUUUUGCAGGCUCUUUCCUGGACUAUUAUGCUGCUGAUAUCAGUUACCCAAUUAGGAAAGCCAUCAAGGACGGGGACGUGGAGAUCGCCUUCCCAAAGGUUAAUUAUGCCGACCUGGAAGAUUCUGAGGAGGAGGCCUCCCUGGGUGGGAGGAGUCCCUGCAAGAAAAUUCUCCCGGACCGGAUGAGGGCUGCUCGGGACCGAGCCAACCAGAAGCUCGUGGACUUCAUUGUGAAAAGAAAGGGAGCCGAUCACCACCUCCUGGACAUCGUCAAAGGCAGGAAACAGUCCAGGUGGCUGGCAUCAUUUCUGAAUUCAAGCAGGUACGUGAUCUGCAUUGAAACAUACCUGGAGGAUGAAGACCAGUUGGAUGUCGUGGUAAGACAUUUACAAGAAAUCUACAAACAGAUAGACAAGAAAAUGCUGACUCUGGCAAGAGAUGACAAGGUGAGUUUUGUUCUGGAAGUUCUUCUGCCAGAAGCAAUCAUUUGUUCAAUUGCUGCACUUGAUGGAUUAGGUUACGAGGAGGCAGAACAAAAGUACCUAAAGGGGCCACCGGUGCAUUACCGGGAAAAAGAGCUAUUUGAUAAAAAUAUUCUAAAGGGAAUGAGAAAGAGAGCAGCAACAAGGGGCAAAGCUAAAUAACUCUUCUUGUGCCCACACUUUAGCAGGGAGACCUCUCA